UGCGUUUCUAAGCUUUAGAAGGCUAUUGGCGCAAGUGGACUGUGAACGCUAACACCUGUCACUACAAUCCCUCGGCGACUUCGUUUUGCAUCGUCAAUCUGAUUUUUCUUUGAACUGCAAAAUGGAGGUGACGUAUCCUGACAUCUCGAAAACAAUGACCCUCCAAGAAGUGUGCGAGGAACUCCACAAAGUUUUCGAAUCUGAUGAGGUCAACAUAGAAUAUGUGCAAGAACUACUGGAAAGCUACAAAUCAAACCCUGCCGACUGGAAGAAAUACGCCAAGUUUGAUCGCUAUCGGUACACAAGAAAUUUGGUUGACGAAGGAAAUGGUAAAUUCAACCUCAUGCUGCUAUGUUGGGGACCCUCCAACGUGUCUACCAUUCACGACCACGCUAAUGCUCAUUGUUUCAUGAAGGGUCUUGCUGGGACACUCAAUGAAGUAAGAUUUGAGUGGCCAAAAGGAGAAAGCGAAACCGAUGAUCAAGGAAUGGUCGAAACAGAGAGAAAUGUCCUCAAGACAAACGCAGUCUGUUACAUCAAUGAUUCUCUAGGGCUUCACCGAGUCGAGAAUCCUUCCCACAGCGAUGGGGCAGUGUCUCUUCACUUAUACUGCCCACCUUACAGCUCCUGUUCUAUGUUCGAUGAACGUACAGGCAAGAGGACCAAAUGCCCUGUCACAUUUUGGAGUAAAUUUGGAAAGAAAUGUGAAACUAGAAAGUCUUAGAAUGAGAAGCGACCAGUGCAGCAGCAAUGACUGCAACAAGUUCUCUACGACUAAGGAGACUUUGUUUACAGUUCAAAAACCGUAGCAUAUAAGGCGGCUUGUUAUAUAUAAACUUGUGACAGAGGAAAGUUCUAUUGCUAUAACGAGACUCAUGUAUUCAUUCUUAAUGUUUUGAAACUUCCAUCCCCUUCCAAAAUUGUUUUCGGAAGAUACCUAAACUAAAACUUCCUUAUUUACUUAUCACAGCUUGUUGCAGGAUCUUAUAAAAUUCAAAACAUUAUUUUUCUUAUUCAAACAACUGUUACCUAAUGGUGAAAGGUGCAGUUUUAUUAGCGUUUGGCUAAUGCAAAGGAAACUUCUCCUCAACUGGCAUAUCUUUUUCAAAAUAGGUGCUGAUAUUAACAAUAUUGCAAAAUAGAGAAAAACCUGGCUACGCGUUUGCACAGGGGAAAAUAGGAACUAAAUUUUAAUAAUGCGCACAUUUAACCUGUGUUUGGACUUUUAUAUAGUAGAAAACACUUAAGUACAUAUUUUGAUACAUUACAUUAUAUAUUAGAAACUGAAUAUUUUGCCUUUUCUGAUAACGGAGUUUGCAAUUUUAAUGUUAGAAAUACAUAACCUAUAUCUUGAUAUUUUCUGCAGUUCGUAUUUUUUUUUUUUUUGGUUUCCUGAAGUGUAGAUUAAAACAUAAGAAUAAUAGUUGCAAAAGAUAAAACGCAUGCAUUUUAGGGUAAUACAGAGCUCUUAUAUAAGGAUAAAUAUAAAUACCUAUGCUUUUGCAUCGUGAAGCACAUGUAUUUAUGUUCCCAAUUCCGAUUGUUACUGUGUUUGUAUUAUAUGCUAUUCUUGGGUACUUAUUCCUGUACAAAAAUAAGAAUAUAUAAAUUUUGCAUUUUUUGAGUGUUGUGAUAACCAGAGUAACGUGCAAUCUUUAGUCAAUCCUAGCUUUAAAAGUGAAAUUUCAGCUUUCAUCGUAAUAUAAACAAUGGUCAACUUAAGAAUAAAACAACUACAAGUUACUGACCGUGAAAGGUUAAUGAGAAUACUUAUUUAAUAAUUUUCUCCCAAAAUUUUUCUUUAUGAAAUUCGGGUGGACUGAAGUCAGCAAUGCGUAAGAUUAAAUAUUCAUUGAGAUUUACCACAGCUCUCGUUAGUUUCAUUGACAGAUACCAGCAUUUUCGUCUAGUGUCAGAAAAGCCAUUUAUUUACCUAACAGAGGAACUAAGGACUCUGCAUAUCUCUUAAAGCUAGAGGAUACUUGAAGGAUGCACAGGUGUAAUAUUUUCUUAUACUUAUAUAUAAUUCUCAAGAAAAUUAACGACUGAUCAUUAUGAUCUGGUAGACUUUUACUGAUUCUUAUAUUCCUCAGUAAAUUCCAUUUCCAUGAUUUGUAAUAUAUGUCAUUACAAAUGACUGUGCCAUCAUUAUUUGAUGUCAAAAAACGAAAGACUUAUGUUAACUGCCUACAAUUUAAUGUUAAUAAGCAAUGAAUCUUUAACAUAAAAAUAAAUACUUCAUUUAGGAAGCAUUCCUAUAGCAAGAAUAAUGAGGUCAUUUUUAGGGUAGGUCGUGUGUACUCAGAGCUUCAUUUGGAAAACGAUGUUAGCCAUUUUUAUCUAUUGUGCAUGUACUACUAUAAUCGAUGCAUGUGUUCUUAGCUUUUAAAGUGCUUCAGAGUAAGGCCAAGUGUCAGUCAUAUUACCUUCCUUGUUUACUGAACGUUCGUGAAGUGCAGUCAAACCUUCAGCACACAGAUGAUGGUCAAUAUACUAAAAUAAAUACAUUUGCAGUCCAUAAAUGCAUUUUCGGGAUAAAAGCCAACACCUGAUAUCACAAUGCCUCGCCAGUCAUUCGGUCAUACACUGAUAUCAGCAGAUGAUAUGUCCCUUAUUUCCAAGGUCAUUAAAAACGAUCACUGAAAUUUGGCAUAGCAGAGAAGCUUCAUCCUUUAUCAAGAGCAAAAUGAUCUCCCCUACAUUUCUUACGACAAAUAAAACCUUUUGAAAAUAGUUUUUACCUUAUACGAUCAUAUUUCCCUCGAAAAAGUGUUUUAAUUCGAAACAUUUCAUCCGGAAACGUUUUUGGUAUUUUCCUAUAAUCAAUCUGUACAAAACGGCUGGCUCUAUAUAAGAAGAAAAAGAGCGAAACUACUAUCAAAUAUACCCUCUUCCAUCUUUCCAACCUAGUUUUCACAGCUGUUAAAAUAGGAUUUAAUGUUUUCCAACACUGAAGCAACACAUAAUCAUCACUCAAUACAGAAUGCUGUAAUAUCUGCUGCUCAUGCCAUGUGAUACAACGAACGGAUAAUUUUGGAAUAACAAACUGAACAAUUAUACAGCUCUUGAAAAAAGUAUUCAAAUGAGUCACCUCGAGAAAAAAUCACCUUCAAAUUUAUUAAUAAUUCAUCAGAAGGGGGUAUCACCAGACAUAAAUAUCAUUGGCAUCUUAGUUACAAGAAAUUAGCAAAACCUUUUUUCUUGAAUGAAUUGACCUACUAAUGAAAAUAUUUGCCUAAAUUUAGUUCUGUGUCUCACACUUUUGUGGUGUAGGGGAAAGAUAUUCUUUUAAUAAAUAAUGUCUGGAA
Molecule: messenger RNA, 3308 nt
Organism: Macrobrachium nipponense
Lineage: Eukaryota; Metazoa; Arthropoda; Malacostraca; Decapoda; Palaemonidae
Product: cysteine dioxygenase type 1-like
Exons: 5
Coding region: 122-724 (200 amino acids)
Biological process (GO): L-cysteine catabolic process
Molecular function (GO): ferrous iron binding; cysteine dioxygenase activity
Source: RefSeq, a predicted model, not a curated record